UGGCCGCAGACGCGAUGGUUCGCGAUCAUGUCGGCUGCGGCUGCGGGACGUUGACCGUAAUACUUGUUGGUUGUUUGUGACGGGUUUCCGCUGGCGGAGGAAGCUGCCGCGGCGAGAGUUCAGUCAUGGCGGGAGGACUGGACGCUGUGAGGAAACGCCUGACACACUUCUCUCUGGAGGCUCACGAACUCUAUCUGAACCAAUCGGUGCCUUACUUGGAUCAGCUGCCCACCCCUCUGGAGUUUUACCGGGACUGGAUCUGUCCAAAUAAGCCCUGCAUCAUCCGGAACGCCAUCAAUCACUGGCCGGCUCUUUCUCGAUGGACUCCCUCAUACCUCAGAGAGAAGGUGGGGUCAAAGGUCAUCAGUGUGGCGGUGACACCUAAUGGCUACGCUGACGCUGUUAAUGGGGAUCGGUUUGUGAUGCCAGAGGAACGGGAGAUGACCUUCUCCUCUCUGCUGGAUGUGCUGGAAGGAAAGGUGAAGAAGAACGGAGUGUUUUAUGUGCAGAAGCAAUGCUCCAACCUGACGGAGGAACUUCCUGACCUGACGGAGGACGUGGAGCCUCACAUAUCUUGGAUGAGCCAGGCUCUGGGAAAACUUCCAGACGCCGUCAACUUCUGGCUUGGGGAGUCUGCUGCUGUCACCUCUAUGCAUAAGGAUCACUAUGAGAACCUGUACUGUGUUGUCUCUGGAGAGAAGCAGUUCAUCCUUCUACCGCCUACAGACCGCCCCUUCAUCCCCUACGGGUUGUACCAGACAGCUGUGUACAGACAGACAGACAGAGGAGACUUUGAGGUUUUGGAUCAGAUCGAUUCUGAGAAGGUGCCCUGGAUCCCGCUGGACCCUCUGAACCCGGACUUGGAUCGGUAUCCGGAUUACAGCCGGGCUCGACCGCUCCACUGCACAGUGAGGGCAGGAGAGAUGCUGUACCUCCCGUCUCUCUGGUUCCACCAUGUUCGCCAGUCCCACGGCUGCAUCGCAGGUCUUUGGACUGUGGGAGGAAACCGAAGCACCCGGAGGAAACCUGCGCAGACACGGAGAGAACAUGCAAACUCCACACAGAGACACAUAGGACGACCUGGGAUGACCCACCAAGGUUGGACUACCCCGGGGCUCGAACCCAGGACCUUCUUGCUGUGAGGCGACCGUGCUAACCACUGCGCCACCGUGCCGCCCUGUACCAGGCACACCUUUUGGAAUUAUGGCAGAAAGUUCAACCGUGGUCUCGUCAGACCAGAACACGUGUUUCCGCAUGGUUUUGGGAGACUGGAAGUUUCUUUUUUAGCAAAUUUAGCCGGGCUUGGAUGUUUUUUUUUUCUUCAUGUGAAAUGUCUUCCAUCUGGCCAUCCUACCCAUAGCCCAGACA
Messenger RNA from Lampris incognitus (smalleye Pacific opah), 1368 nucleotides. RefSeq names its product jumonji domain containing 7 (gene jmjd7). Gene Ontology annotation, molecular function: 2-oxoglutarate-dependent dioxygenase activity. NCBI's taxonomy places the organism in Eukaryota, Metazoa, Chordata, Actinopteri, Lampriformes, Lampridae. The coding region runs from base 126 to 1142 and encodes 338 amino acids. The record is from RefSeq and is a predicted model, not a curated record. The transcript is spliced from 9 exons.